Molecule: messenger RNA, 1313 nt
Organism: Chironomus riparius
Lineage: Eukaryota; Metazoa; Arthropoda; Insecta; Diptera; Chironomidae
Source: the annotation of a GenBank genome assembly
AAAAGCGCUUUCUGCGAUUAAUGUUGGCAAAAAUUACAAGACUCAAUUUUCAAUUAAUUAAAUCAUCUAGAAUGAGUAGCUGUGCCUUAGACCGUAUUAUUGCGAAUAACAAGAUCGCUGAGGAUACUCUUGCUGCAUUGAAACGUGAGUUUUCAUCAAUUAAAGAUGAAGUUAUCAGCCGUAAAAUCACCGAAAUCCAAAAAGAGAAUGAUGAUUUGAGGAAACAAGUGGAAGCAGCAAAGCAACAAUUAAUCCAAUUGGAAGUUGCAAAUGGCAAAAAGCAAAUAAGUCUACCAAAUCAAAAUAAUCCAGUUCAAUCACAAGAAGCACCAAAAGUUGAAGCUGUAAAGGAAGAAAAAAAGACGGUUGCUGCUAAAAAGGAAAAGGUUGAGAAGCCUAAGAAAGAGAAAGCUCCAGCGGCUGAAAAAGCAGCUCCUCAAGUGGAAAUAAUUGAUGUGGGAAGACUAGAUAUGAGAAUUGGCAAGAUCAUUGAAGUUGGUAGACAUCCAGAUGCUGAUUCAUUGUAUCUAGAGAAGAUUGAUUGUGGCGAGGAGAAUCCACGAACUGUUGUGUCUGGACUAGUUAAGCAUGUGCCACUUGAGGAAAUGCAGAAUCGAAUGGUAAUUGUCCUUUGUAAUCUUAAACCUGCAAAAAUGAGAGGAGUUUUAUCAGAAGCAAUGGUAAUGUGUGCAUCAUCACCAGACAAAGUUGAGAUUAUGAAUCCACCAGAAGGUUGUGUACCUGGAGAUUUAGUUUCAUGUGAUGGAAUAACAAGAAGUCCAGACCAGCCAUUUAUGAAUCCCAAGAAGAAAGUUUUUGAGACUGUCGCGCCUGAUCUAAAAGUAAAUGAUGAGCUAAUUGGCACGUACAAAGGUGCAAAAUUGUUUGUCGAAGGAAAAGGUCCAAUAAAAUCACAAACACUGAAAAAUGUUAAUAUCAAGUAAGAUUUUUUGAUAAUAUCAAGGCAAUAAGAAAAAUAAACUUUUACGUUAUAGCAUCAAAAAACUUUUAUUCAGGAUUUUUAAUUCAAUUUUCAAUCAAAAGUUUUCUGUUUAUAGAAGAUGGAAUGAAUUCAAAAGGAUGGUGAAUUCUUCCUUAAAAAUGAAAGUGAAGUGAAUGCAUUCCAAAUUAAUCGUACAUUUUUUUUAUAUCAUGAUUUUUUCUCUUAAUACUGUCAUUAAAUAUAUGAAUUCCAUUUUUCUCUUUAUAUUUUUCAUUGAUAUUCUACAUAAUUUAAAACUUGAGAUUAUCAAUCGUCAAGAAUUCUCUUUUCGUUUAUCUAAGUUUUCUUUAUAGCUUUUAUUACCUUUCCC